Frankliniella occidentalis (western flower thrips) is the source of this 534-nucleotide messenger RNA. Its product is annotated as metallothionein-2. The transcript is spliced from 3 exons. NCBI's taxonomy places the organism in Eukaryota, Metazoa, Arthropoda, Insecta, Thysanoptera, Thripidae. Bases 217 to 381 code for a protein of 54 amino acids. The record is from RefSeq and is a predicted model, not a curated record.
UGGCGCUCUUGGCGCCCCACCGUCUAGAGUCUCCUCUACGACCGCCCGCCGUGUGUUGCGCCAAGAUGCGCACGGCCCGGCUCGGCUUGGCACCCCGCGCCCCGCCCUCGUCCCGCUCGAUAUAAGUGAGCCUAGCCGGGGCCUGGUAUCAGUUGACCCUCGACGACAGCUGGAGCCGUUACUUCUCCCCUCCGGUCCUCGACGUACUCAGUCACCAUGCCGAACCCCUGCCGCUGCUGCAAGAAGACUUGCCCCAAUGAGACCUGUCAGUGCAAGUGUGGGGACAACUGCAACUGUGGCGCAGACUGCAACUGUUGCACAGGAUCAGAGAACUCAAAAGGAUGUUGUGGAGGAAAACCUACAAGUCAAGGCAAAGCAUAAGUAAGUCUGGCCAUGUUCAGCCCAUACCCUGAUGUCAUAACUAGAAGAAUGUAAAAGUUUGAGGUCACUUUUGUUAACAAACUUUAUUCUAGUUUCUAUACUUCUAUCUAUAAUCAUGUUUAUAUAAAAAAAUUACAAUUGAACAAUAAUUUC